UUUAUCGACAACGGGUGGCUACUUGUAGAAGGAUCACUAUCUGGAGAUAUCGGUCAAUACGACUGUCCUAUCGCACUGAAUCUCUUCGGGCCUCCUCUAAGCUCACCAUUGAGCGAGGAAGUACGCGAACGUAUGAUGGUUGACAGGCUUCCCACGCAGGAUAUUAGUAGGUUUGAGCGGGAUCAAAAGAAAGCGCGACAGACUGUCGAACGGCAGAUGACUGCCAGCUCCCAGUUCAAAGCUUCGCAACCUCCUGGUCUUGGAGACAGCUCACAAGAGCAAACGAUGCAAGACAUCAUCAGUGGAAGCGAACGUUUCAACCCGAGAGAUAUUGGCCGAGCUGCAGAGCAGUUUGGUACAUCUGAGGAUGACCUUGCAGCUAUGGUCAAGGCCAAGCAACCCAUGCGUCUUGCUACAACUAUGCUUCCGUACCAGCUUCAAGCACUGGCAUGGCUGCUUGAUAAGGAGAACCCCAAAGUACCUGCCAAAGGUUCCAAGGGUUUUGUACAACUCUGGCGCAGACACGAACGUUACCCCAACGCUUUCACAAACAUCGCAACCAACUUCUCCAUAAAGGUCAAGGAGCCUGUCCUUGCAAGCGGUGGUAUUCUUGCUGACGACAUGGGUCUUGGAAAAACGCUCGAGAUCAUCUCACUUCUGGUGUCGGAUCUGGAAGACUUUUCGCCAAGUCAGCAAGGCGAAUCAAGUGCUACGUUGAUUGUUGUACCUCUGUCUGUGAUGUCGAAUUGGAGCGAUCAAAUUGCAAGGCAUGUACGUAAGGAUCAGCCCUUGCGUGUGUACACUUAUCACGGAGUGGGAAAGAAGUCGAUGGGUCCGCAAGACUUCUCCCAGUACGAUGUUGUUAUUACAACCUAUCAAACCUUGGCAAGUGCCUGGGCUUCAGGUGGACAACCACCAAAAUCGAAAGGAUUGUAUUCAGUCCACUGGCGACGUGUUAUUCUGGACAAAGGACACCACAUUCGAAACCCAAGCAGUAAAGGUGCAAGCGCUGUUACUGCUGUGCUUGCUCGCUCGCGCUGGGUACUCACUGGUACACCUAUCAUCAACUCUCUCAAGGAUUUAUACUCUCUGCUUCGCUUUAUCGGAGUUACUGGCGGUUUGGAGAAGCUUGAAGUCUUCAACAGCGUUCUAGUUCGUCCAGUCAAGGCGAAUGAUUCAAGCGCGACAGCUCUUCUUCGGGCGAUCAUGUCAGCAUUCUGCUUGCGCCGUCGCAAGGAGAUGAAGUUUAUCGACCUGAAGCUGCCAGAACUUUCCGAGUUUGUCCAUCGUAUCCAAUUCGCAGACAAGGAGAAUGAGAGAUACAUGGCGCUGUUCCAGGAAGCCCAGGGUACUCUUUCUUCCUACCGCAAGGUCGAGGGCCAGAAGGCCUCUGAAACAUACCGAUACUUGCUCGAGACUCUGCUCCGGCUGCGUCAAGUCUGCAACCAUUGGCAAAUGUGCUCUGAGCGCGUGACCAACCUGAUGGACCAAAUCCAAAAGCAGAAGGUCGUCGAACUAACCCCUGAAAACAUGAAGGCGUUACAGGACAUGCUAUCGUUGAGCAUUCAAUCACAAGAAGAAUGCACCAUCUGUCUUGAUAGCCUACACAGUCCUGUCAUUACACCUUGCGCUCAUGCUUUCGGUAGAGAGUGUAUCGAGCGCGUUAUUGAUACCCAGAAGAAGUGUCCUAUGUGUCGCGCGGAGCUCAAGGAUAACUCGAUCCUUGUUCAGCCAGCCAAUGACUUUGGUGAUGAGGUCAAUGAUGAAUCCAUCGAUUUUGAUGCUAGCAGCACCAAACUUGAAGCGCUUAUCGACAUUCUCAAAGCUUCCAGGGGUACAGGAAACAAGACUGUCGUCUUCUCGCAAUGGACCAAGUUUCUGGACAUUGUGCAGGCCCGCCUCGACCGCGAAGGCUUCAAAUACUGCAGGCUCGACGGAACCAUGUCAGCCGGGCUUCGAGAUAGAGCACUUCACGCUCUCGCUGACGAUUCUGACUGUACCUUCAUGUUGGCAAGUUUAGGCGUGUGCAGUGUUGGCCUAAAUGUCGUUGCUGCAAAUCAAGUAAUCCUCUCGGAUAGCUGGUGGGCUCCCGCCAUCGAGGAUCAGGCUGUUGAUCGCGUGCAUCGGCUGGGUCAGACAAAGAAGACUAGUGUCUUCCGCCUCGUCAAAAGUGUGACAGUAUUCUGCACGUGGGGAGGCUACAUGGUUGGCUCUUCACUUAUAAACAGCUUAGAUGAUAUUGUAUGCCUGACAUCUUGUUUCCUGAGAGUGCUUGAGAAAUUAAUAUAUCAACUCUGAUCAGCAGGUACAGUAUACAUUUCCUCUGAUCCUGAACGCUGUCUGCUGCCCAGCAUCACAAAGCAACAACCUUCGUGAUUAGAUUACGCAAUAAUCUCUAGGAGUCUCGAUAAAUAUAUGUCCAU
Aureobasidium subglaciale EXF-2481 is the source of this 2423-nucleotide messenger RNA. RefSeq lists its product as uncharacterized. Gene Ontology annotation, molecular function: ATP-dependent chromatin remodeler activity; ATP binding. The record is from RefSeq and is a predicted model, not a curated record. Bases 133 to 2298 code for a protein of 721 amino acids. The transcript has 4 exons. Lineage: Eukaryota; Fungi; Ascomycota; Dothideomycetes; Dothideales; Saccotheciaceae.